AUGGCCAGUCCACGUACACGUCGUGUUCUGAGUGAGCUGAAACCGUCGGACGGAAACAAUAAAUGCUUCGAAUGUGGUACCCACAACCCUCAAUGGGUCUCCGUGACGUACGGCAUUUGGAUCUGUCUCGAGUGUUCCGGCAAACACCGUGGCCUUGGUGUGCAUCUGUCCUUUGUGCGAUCGGUUUCGAUGGACAAGUGGAAAGACGUCGAACUGGAAAAGAUGAAGGUCGGCGGCAAUCGGAAGGCGCGCGAAUUUCUCGAAGCGCAGGACGAUUGGGACGAAACGAUGUCCAUCCAGAGGAAGUACAACACGCGUGCAGCGGCCCUGUAUCGUGAUCGGAUCAGCACAUUAGCCCAGGGCCAGCCGUGGGACGAGUCAAGUGCGCUGGCACGUAUGAAGGGGUCGGGCUAUGCUGGUGGCACUAGUGGUGCUGCUAGUAGUGGUCAAGGCGGAUCGACCGGCUCGAUGACACAUUCCAGGAGCAGUGGGUCGAUGGGUGGAGGAUACCAGAAUGGGGGCGAUACGUACUACCAGGAUGGGGGAAGCUAUCAGCAGUACCAGACGCCGGAGUUUAAGGCCCAGAAGGAAGAUUUCUUUAGCCGCAAGCAGGAAGAAAAUGCUUCCAGACCGGAAAACUUGCCACCGAACCAGGGCGGAAAGUAUGCCGGUUUCGGUUACACGAUGGAUCCACCACCAAGAAGUCAGUCACACGAGAUUUUCGAUACGGUUCAAUCGUCGCUUGCUACGGGCUGGAAUGUAUUCUCCAAGGUGGCAAAUGUGGCUAAGGAGAAUGCCCUCAAGUACGGGAGUAUGGCAUCACAAAAGGUAGUUGAAGUUUCUAGCACCGUGUCGGAUAAGGUUAAGGAAGGUUCGCUGUUGGAAGGAGUCGGCUCUCAAGUGUCAAACCUGGCGACGAAGGUUACCGAGGUGGGUCGCAAAGGAUGGGGAGGAUUUGGUGCCCCGGGUGGAAGCUACAGCAUCCCAUCCGGUAGCAACGAUCAGUACAGCAACAUUUCCUCAGACAGUGGCGUUAGCAGUCCUAUAAAUGGACGACAGGGUAGUGGAGGCUAUCAGCAACGUGGCUCAUCCGGGUCCACGCGCCGGGACGAGUCCUGGUCGAAUAACGGUUGGUCCAAUGAUAGUAAUUCCAACAGUUUGCCCCAAUCGUACCAGAACGGUGACAACGAUGAUGACGGUUGGACCGGUUUCGAAUCGUACUCGGGAUCGUCAUCCGGCAAAGCUAACGCAUCGACCGAAUUGAUGAAUAAUGUUGACAUGCGUAACGAUAAUUUCGACCGCCAAACAAAGUCCGGUGGUGGUGGAACGCGUCGCACCAGCAGCAAUGGGACGAGCAAACAGUCGACCAAAUCACCACCUUCCAGUAUCGAUCAGGACUUUGCUGCACUUGAUAUUAAAAGCAACCGGGCACCAAAAGGCACCGGCAGCACUAGCACCACUUCCAAGAAGGCAAAUAAUAAUCCGGAGGACGAUCUGUGGAACAUGCUGAACAAUUAG
Anopheles marshallii is the source of this 1518-nucleotide messenger RNA. It is a transcript of the gene ArfGAP1, whose product is annotated as ADP-ribosylation factor GTPase-activating protein 1. Gene Ontology annotation, cellular component: Golgi membrane. Gene Ontology annotation, biological process: regulation of ARF protein signal transduction; regulation of endocytosis. The coding region runs from base 1 to 1518 and encodes 505 amino acids. NCBI's taxonomy places the organism in Eukaryota, Metazoa, Arthropoda, Insecta, Diptera, Culicidae. The record is from RefSeq and is a predicted model, not a curated record. Gene Ontology annotation, molecular function: GTPase activator activity. The transcript is spliced from 6 exons.